Molecule: messenger RNA, 1440 nt
Organism: Pterocles gutturalis (yellow-throated sandgrouse)
Lineage: Eukaryota; Metazoa; Chordata; Aves; Pterocliformes; Pteroclidae
Product: hematopoietic lineage cell-specific protein-like
Exons: 11
Biological process (GO): regulation of actin filament polymerization
Cellular component (GO): actin filament; site of polarized growth; plasma membrane
Molecular function (GO): actin filament binding
Source: RefSeq, a predicted model, not a curated record
UGCGCCGUGGGCCACGAGUACGUUGCCGACGUUGGGAAGCACUCCUCGCAGACGGACGCAGCCCAGGGCUUUGGGGGGAAGUACGGGGUCCAGCGGGACCGAGCUGACAAGUCAGCGUUGGGUUUUGAGUACAAGGGUGAGGUGGAGAAGCACUCGUCCCAGAAAGGCAAGUCCAUGGGCACGCGUGGCCCCUCUGCCCAGCGUCUUUCCUGCGCCCUGUGUCCCCUGCUGUCUGCUGUGGCACAGCCUCCUCUGUUGUCCCUCUCCUGUCCCUGUCCCCUGGCUUUUGCUAGUGUCUCCCAUCAUCCCUGCUGCUCCUCCUCCUCCCUGGUGCUCGUCCCCAGUGCUGCCCUCCAUCCGUCCCCUCCCCUCGCCAGCCCCAUGCUCCGGGCAGCAGUGGGCUUCGACUACAGGAGCCAGGCGGAGAAGCACGACUCCCAGAAAGACUAUUCUGUGGGCUUUGGUGGGAAGUUCGGGGUCCAGAGGGAUCGCCAGGACAAGAGCGCCCUUGGCUGGGACCAUCAGGAGGAGGUGCAGCCCCACGCCUCCCAAACAGACUAUGCCAAGGGGUUUGGAGGCCGUUACGGCGUGCAGAAGGACAGAGUGGACAAGAGUGCUGCUGGCUUUGACGCGAUGGCGGCUCCCACCUCCUCCUACGAGAAAACAAGACUCCUGGAGGCAGGGGCUUCCAGUGGCACCAGCAGCCUGCGGUCGCGGUUUGAGAACAUGUCCAAGUCGGCCGAGGAGGAGAGCAGAAGGCAGGCGGAGCAGGAGCGGGCAAGGCGGCAGGCUCGGGAGCACCAGGCAGCUCGNNUCCAUCAGGAAAUCCCGCAGAGAGAGCAGGACCACACAGAGGCAGCCCCUGCCACCGUGCCGGCAAGGGUGCCCCGGAGCGCUGACGGAGACGGGCUCGUGUCACGAGGAGAAGAGGAGGCAAAAAGGGAGGAUGAGGAAACACCACCCACUUUGCCACCAAGGCCAGCAGAUCUGGGUGAAGAGCUGUGCAAGAUCCCCAGCCAGGAUCAGCCCAUCUACAGUGAAAGUUUGGAUGUCAGUGGAGACUAUGAGGAGCUGCCGGAGCCCUCUGACUACUGUGACGGCACCAGCGGAGGGGCUGACUAUGAGGAGCUGCCAGCCCCCGCGGAUGCCAUCUAUGACCAAGGAGGAGACGGGGGUGAGGACUAUGAGGAGAUCCUUCCCGAGGAGCCCAGCCAGAGCCAGCCCCAGCUGGGGGAAACGGACAAUGUUUAUGAGGUGGAGAGCCCUGGGACCUGCGCAGUGGCUCUCUACGAUUACCAAGGAGAGGGAGAUGAUGAGAUUUCUUUUGAUCCGGACGACACAAUCACACACAUCGAGAUGGUGGAUGAAGGCUGGUGGCGGGGGCAGUGCCGGGGCAGAGUUGGCCUCUUCCCAGCAAAUUAUGUGAAGCUUUUGCAGUGA